AUGGAUGUGCAGGCAUGGUAUUUAAGAACCUCAAAGUUGGCUCUGGCCUUGGCAAUUAUUCGUUCGAAACCAGCAGACAAAACCAGCAAAGAAUAUGCAGAGCACCUUGCAAUGUUGGUGUCUGAGAAGGAAUCAACAUGGAAAUCAAAAAUUGAAGUCUUAGAAGCUGAAGUUCUAGAAUUACGCCAAAAACUUCUUCUAAGCAAAAUUUGUUUAAGAUCAUGUAAUGGUGAAAACCUGUCUUCCCAGUUGCAGGCUCAGGAACCUAACUCUGAGAAUACACUAACUCCGAUGGAAGAUUCUGGAUGUGACUUAUCAAAUGAACAGAGAACUGAACCUUCAGAACUAUCCCAGAAUUUUGUUGAAAGCUGCAACCCCACAGCUUUUCUACCACUGCCUCUUGUGAAAAGACCUUAUAUUACCUCAGGAAAUCCUCUGUCUUCUCACAUGCAGUUCUUUCAACAUCUACUUGAAUUAAAGAAUUUGACAGAAUCAGGUAGUCUGAAAACAGACUUAACCCCUUUUCAGAAAGACUCUUCCAUAGUCUGUGACUCUGUUCUUCAGCUGCUAAAUGGCUUGAUUGCUUUUUAUCGUAAUCCCAAACUUCCCCUUUCAAGCUUUUGGGCAGAAGCUGUUGGCAUUUUAGCUAAGCUGAUCACUGAUAGUAAUUUAUCUAAACAAAUCCUUAAAAAAUGUUCUGAGAAGUUGGAAGAAUUUGAGAAAACUCUGAUACAGGCUAUUUUAGGAAACAACAAUUUAAAUCGGUUUCAGAUGCAACAUUGUAUCUCUCAGAAUUUGGUAACUCUAGGAAGAUGCAGCAUUUUGAGAAAAUCUAUUAUUUCUCUGCUUCUAUCAGAAGUGAACCACUUUGCUGAUGACCUUGUAGCCAUCAAUCAGGCACAAUCCAGUUAUGAUGCGACCCACUAUGAAAAUAUUUUCUCCUUAUUCUGGGUUCUGGAACAGCUUCUUCAAAAAAAAAUUGAAGAAGCAAAUACCUCAAGUACAGGGCACAAUGAAGAAGAAAUCAAGAAAUUUCUAAAUAAGCAAGAUGAAAUUAUAUUCCAGCUUUCUGAUACAUUUCCUCUAUUUACUUGUUAUUUAUGGAGAAUAGGCAUUCUUUUAAAUUCAGCAGAGGCAGAAGUUAUUGAAAAUAACUAG
Messenger RNA from Ochotona curzoniae (black-lipped pika), 1158 nucleotides. It is a transcript of the gene MEI4, whose product is annotated as meiotic double-stranded break formation protein 4. Lineage: Eukaryota; Metazoa; Chordata; Mammalia; Lagomorpha; Ochotonidae. Gene Ontology annotation, biological process: homologous chromosome pairing at meiosis; meiotic DNA double-strand break formation; oogenesis. Gene Ontology annotation, cellular component: lateral element. The record is from RefSeq and is a predicted model, not a curated record. The transcript has 4 exons. Bases 1 to 1158 code for a protein of 385 amino acids.